AUGUCUUGCUUCAGGCCCUGUCCUCCACGCUCCUGUGGCACCUGUGGCCCAACCCCGCUGGCAAGCAGCUGCAGUGAGCCCUGCUUCGCCCGCUGCGCUGACUCCACGGUGGCCAUCGAGGCUUCUCCGGUGGUGGUGACCCUGCCGGGCCCCAUCCUCACCUCUUUCCCUCAGAACACAGCCGUGGGAUCCUCUCUGUCAGCUGCUGUGGGCAGCUCGCUCAGCACCGGGGGGGUUCCCAUCUCUUCUGGCAGCUCCUUUGGUCUGGGGGGGUCAGGGCUGUGCCUGCCUGUCCCCCGCUGCAAUCUCAACUGCUGA
Indicator indicator is the source of this 318-nucleotide messenger RNA. Its product is annotated as beta-keratin-related protein-like. The transcript has a single exon. Gene Ontology annotation, molecular function: structural constituent of cytoskeleton. The record is from RefSeq and is a predicted model, not a curated record. Gene Ontology annotation, cellular component: intermediate filament. The coding region runs from base 1 to 318 and encodes 105 amino acids. NCBI's taxonomy places the organism in Eukaryota, Metazoa, Chordata, Aves, Piciformes, Indicatoridae.